UGAACUUUUGCUCUGUCCUUCCCGUCGAAGCGUGGCAGGACGACGACUCCGCGCCCACCGUCAAACAUGAAGCUCGCCGCCCUUCUGGCGUCCUCGCUCCUCUGCGCGGGUGUUUGGGCCGCCCCGGCCACCAAGAGCGAUGACAAGAGCAGCACCAGCGAGAUCGAUCCCCACCACGGUUACGUGAACCAUGAGGGUCACACGUGUGAGAUUAUAGACGAGGACGACGUCAAAUGCCGGGCGGGCCCAAGCACCGAAUUCGACAUCGUCACGACGUUCAAUAAGGGUUUCAAGGGCACCUUCAUCUGCGCCGAGAAGGGGAAGUGCGUGCUAAUAGACGGGUUGGAGAACUGCACAUGGGACCUCAUCUAUAUCUUGGGCGUUCCUUGCUAUGUUAGCGGACAUUACACCGACUCUGAAUGCGGGGUGGCCAAGUUGGGCCUCUGCUCGGGUGGCUGAGUGAUCUGGUCGCAUGCAGGGUACAUGGGGACAUGGGUUUUGGGUGUUGGUUAGAGGUUAAAAGGGAGAAGGAAGAAGGAGAGGACGGGAAGCGAAGGGGGGGGGAGGAAAGGGGGACCGCGCAGUCACGACACGAAGAUUGGGACGUCUCUGCAGCACGACUCACCCACUUGCCGAGGACGUCAUUUUGAACUUCGGAUAAGGAACGGACUGUAUUAACUCGAUGAUACCUGUAUGAACCGAUAGCGCGUGCUUGGGGCUCUCGGAAUUGAAGAUGUGCGACCUUCUGUGCACAUUGUGCUUGACUCCACCCCUUAUGGCUGCACCCAAGUUGUUCGUCCGGAUCUCAAAUGGGGUUUUUUACAGGAUGCUUUAACCCUGCUCUACAAAAGUAAACAUCACCGUCUC
This is a messenger RNA of Thermothelomyces thermophilus ATCC 42464, 867 nucleotides long. RefSeq lists its product as uncharacterized. The transcript has 2 exons. NCBI's taxonomy places the organism in Eukaryota, Fungi, Ascomycota, Sordariomycetes, Sordariales, Chaetomiaceae. Bases 67 to 459 code for a protein of 130 amino acids. The record is from RefSeq and is a predicted model, not a curated record.